CUAACAGUAAAAGUCCCCACUGCCCACCUCAACAAAUGUAACGCCAAGUUUGUUUUGAGGUUAGAAAGUAGUUUGUGUGUAUAUUUAUAUAUGAGGGUUUUGUGGUUUAUAUUUAUGUAAAUAGACAAUUUGGUAAAAACAAUGUCUUCAAGAUCCGAAUCGGAUAGUGAAUCAAACCGUAGUGGAAGCCCUAUACAUCAAGGCCCUGCCCCAACUCCUGGACAUGGUUUAGACCGCUCAGCAUCAAAUUCUCCCCAAUACGCAAGGUCCCAAGAGCCAAGUCCCGAAAGGGCUGAAAGUAGAACUUCCCGUUCUCGUUCCCGUUCCCGUUCGGGUUCGCCAGCCUCCAGUGCUCGCUCAAGAUCAGCUUCUGCCGAGUCUAACAAAUCUGCAGCUUCUCAAAGAUCAGAGGCGUCAAACCAUUCCAGAAAAUCAAGAUCUCGAAGUGCCGCUUCCAAUCGUUCACAAAGAUCCCAAAGUGCUGGAUCAAAUCGAUCACGUUCAGGCUCUGCAGCAUCGCGAAAAUCUGGAGGGGCUUCACAGAGGUCUGGUUCUAACCGGUCAGAGUCACCUGCUAGGUCUCAGAGAUCGAGGUCUAGUAGUGCUGGUUCAAAAAAGUCAAGAUCUAGGUCGGGGAGUGCAGCUAGUAAUAAAUCGAGGUCGAGGUCAGGGAGUCCUGCUAGUAAUAAGUCAAGAUCAAGGUCGGGAAGCCCCGCUAGUAAUAAGUCUGGCUCCAGAUCGCCUUCAAGGUCCAGAUCUAGGUCAAGAUCGAGAAGUGCUGCGUCUAAUAGAUCCAAAUCAGCAGAGUCGAAUAGGUCUAAAAGUGCCGAAUCAAAUAGAUCUCGCCGGUCACCAUCAAGGUCUAGAUCUCCUUCCCCUGAAAAAGGGGCUGUUUCACAAGAAAAUAGUAGAUCAAACAGCCCAAAUUUACAAAUCGACGAUCCAGGAUCGCCUGCGAGUUCGAAGGGAGACAAAAGAAAAAGAGACAGUUCUGAGGAACGCAUAACUAAAAAGAAAAACCGUGUCAUUGCAUCUGAUAGUGAAGGAGAAGAGAAAGAGGAUGGAAAAGAGGUUAGUGCUGCGGCAAUAUUUGGUGACGCAGACGAUAUUAGUAGUGAGGAAGAAAAGGAUAAAGCAGAAUCAGAUAAAGAAGCUCCUCGAAGAAGCGACGACGAAGAGGAACAACGCCGUUCAGAAGAGGAAAAUGAAGAAAGACAACCCGAUGACGAAGAAGAUAAAGAAAAUGAGCCUGAACCGAUACCAGAAACGAGAAUCGACGUCGAAAUACCAAAAAUCAGUUGCGAUUUAGGCAGAGAUAUUCACUUCGUGAAACUACCUAAUUUCUUGUCGGUUGAGACGAGGCCUUUUGAUCCCGAAACGUAUGAAGAUGAAAUUGACGAAGAAGAAACUUUGGAUGAAGAGGGUCGAGCAAGGCUGAAACUGAAAGUGGAAAACACGAUAAGGUGGAGAGAAGUGAUGGAUAAGGAAGGUAAUGUAAAGAAAGAAUCUAAUGCAAGACUGGUGCGGUGGUCAGACGGUUCGUACAGUUUACAUCUGGGUUCAGAAAUAUUUGACGUCUACAAACAACCACUACAGGGUGACCACAAUCACUUGUUUAUACGUCAAGGUACAGGUCUUCAAGGCCAAGCAGUAUUCAGAACGAAACUUAGUUUCCGACCACAUUCAACAGAGAGUUUCACUCACAGAAAAAUGACGUUGUCUCUUGCGGAUCGAUCACAAAAAACUUCAGGAAUUAAAAUUCUGUCUCAAGUUGGAGCCGAUCCAGAUGCUGACAGGAAGCUCCUUUUGAAGAAAGAGGAAGAAAAAUUACGACAAACGGUUAGAGCUAGCAAGCCGCGCACUAGAAAAGGUGACGGUGGAACGAGGUCACAUAAUAGUAGUGUAUAUAGAGAAGAAGAGGGUAGUGACGAGGAAGGAGCUAUUUCCCUUAAUGCCAUUAAAAAUAAAUACAAAUCUGGAGCAGCAGCUGCUGCGAAAGGUCGGGUCGCUGCACGGGGCUGGCCUUGGCUGACUUGCCUUAGGACUUCACGUGCCUGACCUGUACGUUUUGGCAAUGCCUUUUACUCGAUCGACCUGACCCGUUUUUCCAUAGUCAGGUUGGCCGAGCGGUCUAAGGCGUCAGAUUUAAGCUCUGAUUCUCGAAAGGGAGCGUGGGUUCGAAUCCCACACCUGACAGUUUUUUUUUUUCGUUCGUUAUUUUGACGUUUUGUGUUGCGAUUAAAUAAAACACAGUUUAAUAUA
Molecule: messenger RNA, 2262 nt
Organism: Zophobas morio
Lineage: Eukaryota; Metazoa; Arthropoda; Insecta; Coleoptera; Tenebrionidae
Gene: Atu
Product: another transcription unit protein
Exons: 7
Coding region: 142-2058 (638 amino acids)
Biological process (GO): positive regulation of transcription elongation by RNA polymerase II; transcription elongation by RNA polymerase II
Cellular component (GO): Cdc73/Paf1 complex; nucleus
Molecular function (GO): RNA polymerase II C-terminal domain phosphoserine binding
Source: RefSeq, a predicted model, not a curated record